Messenger RNA from Amphibalanus amphitrite, 1180 nucleotides. Its product is annotated as facilitated trehalose transporter Tret1-2 homolog. Gene Ontology annotation, biological process: transmembrane transport. The coding region runs from base 411 to 1079 and encodes 222 amino acids. NCBI's taxonomy places the organism in Eukaryota, Metazoa, Arthropoda, Thecostraca, Balanomorpha, Balanidae. The record is from RefSeq and is a predicted model, not a curated record. Gene Ontology annotation, cellular component: membrane. Gene Ontology annotation, molecular function: transmembrane transporter activity. The transcript is spliced from 7 exons.
UUUCCGCUAAUUUCCGGCAGGUGGCAGCAGCGCUGGCCUUCUCGCAGACGCACUCGGUGAUUGGAGCGGCCAUCGCAUUCAUCAGUGUGUUCAUCAUCCAAGAAUCGCAAACAGAGAACAGUCACCUGUCAGUCGGCGAGGUCACGUGGGUGGUGUCGGGCCUGCCGAUUGGUCUGGUGGUCGGAAACCUGCUGUCGACGGUGCUGACACCUAUACUGGGCUACCGGCGCCUGGUUCAACUGGCCGCGCCCGUCAGCAUCUGCAGCUGGCUGACGCUGGCGCUCAGCUUCGAGUUCCCGCUGCUUCUUGUCUCCAGGGUGGUUCUCGGCGUGGCGCUCGGCGUCACUGACGGCCCGGUGAGGGCCUACAUCAGUGAGGUGACGUCCGAGCGCCUCCGGGGCCCGCUGGGCAUGCUGCCCCACAUCUGCAUCACCAUCAACAUGCUGGUGGUCUACGGCGUCAGCUCCCAGGUGAUUUUCGCGGCGGCCACCAGCGACAGUAACCCGUACUACAGUACCAUCUGGGUGGUGCUGGCCCGCCUGCUGGGCUUCUUUCUCUCCGCCUGGCUGAUCGAGCGGAUCGGCAGGGUGCGCCUUCUGCAGGCGUCAGCGGGGGUGCAGCUGUUGGGCAGCGUGCUGGUGGGUUUCUUCUUCUACUACCGCCCCUCGCUGGCGGCGCACGGCUGGCUGGUGCUGGUCGGCGCGCUCAUCAUCUUCUUCACCUACGGCGUGGGCAUAGCGCCGGUGACGUGGGUGUACUUCUCGGAGCUGACCGCCAGCGCGGUCCGCUCAGUCAGCCUCAACAUCCUGCUCGUCUGCUUCGGACUGAUGAUGUUCAGUUUCGUGCACUCGUACGUCUGGCUAGAGUCCGUGCUGGGAAUACACGGCGUGUUCUGGGCGCUGUCAGUGCUGAGCGUCGUUCAGAUCGUGUUCGCUCAGAUCUGGCUGCCCGAGACUCGUGGACUCACCCUGGAACAGAUCCAGAGCAGGUAUUUUGAAGGAGCCCAGGACGAGAGUGACAGCGAGUCAGAGAAGGCACAUGAGAUGCAGCGCGAUCCAGCUCAACAGAAUGCAGUGUGAAGCAUGAGGUCUGUGUAGAGGCGUCCUUUGCGUGUCAUCGAUCUUCGGAGGCUGCCCUUGUGCUCUGUUAGCGCUUCUCCAUAUACAUCAUAUCCGCUUAC